Cheilinus undulatus (humphead wrasse) is the source of this 3854-nucleotide messenger RNA. It is a transcript of the gene hsp90b1, whose product is annotated as heat shock protein 90, beta (grp94), member 1. The record is from RefSeq and is a predicted model, not a curated record. The transcript is spliced from 28 exons. Bases 98 to 3697 code for a protein of 1199 amino acids. Gene Ontology annotation, molecular function: ATP binding; ATP hydrolysis activity; ATP-dependent protein folding chaperone. Gene Ontology annotation, biological process: protein folding. Lineage: Eukaryota; Metazoa; Chordata; Actinopteri; Labriformes; Labridae.
GCCGAGGAAGCUUGUCAGUCUCUCUUGUAAAGGGAGUGCGGCGUGCACAGAUAUCCCGGCUUUUGUCUCAGGAGCAAAAGGCACACGUCUUCACAAAAUGAAACGAGUUUGGGUCGUAGGUGUACUCUUCGCACUCUUAGCUUUUGCUGCUGUAAAGGCAGAGGAUGAAGUCGACAUCGAUGGGACAGUGGAGGAGGAUCUUGGUAAAAGCAGAGAUGGCUCAAGAACAGAUGACGAGGUGGUUCAGAGAGAGGAGGAGGCUAUCCAGCUGGACGGACUGAAUGCAGCUCAGAUCAAGGAGCUCAGAGAAAAGUCUGAAAAACACGCCUUUCAGGCUGAAGUCAACAGAAUGAUGAAGCUGAUCAUCAACUCCCUCUACAAAAACAAGGAGAUCUUCCUCAGGGAGCUGAUUUCCAACGCCUCAGACGCUCUGGAUAAGAUCCGCUUGUUGUCCCUGACCAAUGAGGAUGCGAUGGCCUCCAAUGAAGAGCUGACCAUAAAAAUAAAAUCUGAUAAGGAGAAAAACAUGCUGCACAUCACUGACACCGGUGUGGGAAUGACCAAAGACGAGCUGGUGAGGAACUUGGGCACCAUCGCCAAGUCCGGCACCAGCGAGUUCCUCAACAAGAUGACAGAGAUGCAGGCAGAGGAUCAGUCAACUUCAGAGUUGAUUGGUCAGUUCGGUGUGGGUUUCUACUCCGCUUUCCUUGUAGCUGACAAGGUCAUCGUCACAUCCAAACACAACAACGACACUCAGCACAUCUGGGAGUCCGACUCCAACCAGUUCUCUGUCAUUGAGGAUCCCAGAGGGGACACACUGGGCAGAGGAACCACCAUCACUCUGGUUCUGAAAGAGGAGGCCUCAGACUACCUGGAGCUGGAGACCAUCAAGAACCUUGUCAAGAAAUACUCUCAGUUCAUCAACUUCCCCAUCUAUGUUUGGGCCAGCAAGACUGAGACAGUUGAAGAGCCAGUCGAAGAAGAUGCUGAGGCAGCAGAGGAGCCAGAGAAGGAGGCUUCUGAAGAUGAUGUGGAGGUGGAGGAAGAGGAGGAGGACAAAGACAAGCCAAAGACAAAGAAGGUUGAGAAGACCGUGUGGGACUGGGAGCUCAUGAACGACAUCAAGCCAAUCUGGCAGAGACCAGCCAAGGAGGUUGAGGAGGAUGAGUACACGGCUUUCUACAAGACCUUCUCGAAGGACAGCGAAGACCCUCUGGCUCACAUUCACUUCACAGCAGAGGGAGAGGUCACCUUCAAGUCCAUCCUGUUUGUGCCCACUUCAGCUCCACGCGGUCUGUUUGACGAGUACGGCUCCAAGAAGAACGACUACAUCAAGCUGUUUGUGAGGAGAGUUUUCAUCACUGAUGACUUCAACGACAUGAUGCCCAAGUACCUGAACUUCAUCAAGGGUGUGGUUGACUCUGACGACCUUCCACUGAAUGUGUCCAGAGAGACUCUGCAGCAGCACAAACUGCUCAAGGUUAUUCGCAAGAAGCUGGUGCGCAAGACUUUGGACAUGAUCAAGAAGAUUGCAGAGGAACAGUAUAACGAGAAGUUCUGGAAGGAGUUUGGAACCAACAUCAAGCUGGGCGUCAUCGAGGAUCACUCCAACAGGACCCGUCUGGCUAAGCUGCUCCGCUUCCAGACUUCACACAGUGAGAAGGAGCUGAGCAGCCUUGAGCAGUACGUGGAGCGCAUGAAGGAGAAGCAGGACAAGAUCUACUUCAUGGCUGGUACCAGCAGGAAGGAGGCUGAGUCUUCUCCCUUCGUGGAGAGGCUGCUAAAGAAGGGCUAUGAAGUUGUCUACCUCACUGAGCCUGUGGAUGAAUACUGCAUCCAGGCUCUGCCUGAGUUUGAUGGAAAACGCUUCCAGAACGUGGCAAAGGAGGGUGUCAAAUUCGAUGAAAGUGACAAGGCAAAGGAGAAGAGGGAGGCUUUGGAGAAGGAGUAUGAACCUCUCACCACUUGGCUGAAGGACAAGGCUCUUAAGGACAAGAUUGAGAAGGCCGUCCUUUCUCAGAGGCUCACUGACUCCCCCUGCGCUCUGGUUGCCAGUCAGUACGGCUGGUCAGGAAACAUGGAGAGGAUCAUGAAGGCACAGGCCUACCAGACAGGAAAAGACAUUUCCACAAGUUAUUAUGCAAGCCAGAAGAAAACAUUAGAAAUCAACCCCAAACAUCCUCUCGUCAAGCAGAUGCUGAACAGAGUCAACGCAGACGCUGAGGACCAGACUGCGUCAGAUCUGGCCAUGGUUCUGUUUGAGACAGCCACGCUGCGGUCAGGGUACCAGCUGGCCGACACAAAGGCUUAUGGAGACAGGAUAGAGCGCAUGCUCCGACUCAGCAUGAAUGUACCUCUGGAUGAACAGGUGAAGCCAGCAGAAGACGACGACUCUGAAGAUAAAGAGGAAGCUAUGGAUGAUGAUGAUGAUGAUGAAGAAUCGCAAACGGGUCUGGUCCACACUCAUAGACUGAUAACAGGAAUGAGUAUAGAAAUUCCUGAAGGACUGACGGAGCUGUUACAGAGCUUUACCGUGGAAGUGUUGAGGAAUCAGCCCAGGGAUUUGCUCGAGUUUGCAUUGCAGUAUUUCACCCAGCUGAAGGAAAAGGAGACCAAAGAGGCCUCGUUUGGCAAUGACCAAAAUUCGGCCCCGAGACCUGGAAAAGCGGUCAAUUUCAUUGACGAAGCGAUGCAGAUUGAUUCGGAAAACGGAGAGGAGGACGACGACGAUGACGAAGAAUUUAUAGCCCCGGUUAUAAACAGAUUCAACAGAAGAGCAUCAGUGUGUGCCGAAGCAUUCAACCCUGAUGAAGAUGAGGAGGAAAAAGAGCCAUGGAUCACCCACCCCAAAACCGACGAACAGAGACAGAGACUACAGGAAGCGUGUAGGGACAUUCUUCUGUUUAAGAAUUUGGAUCCAGAAGAGAUGUCUCAGGUGCUGGAUGCCAUGUUUGAGAAGUUCUGCACUGAAGGGGAGCACAUCAUUGAUCAAGAUGAUGAUGGGGACAACUUUUAUGUCAUUGAAAGUGGGACCUUUAAUAUUUUUGUGAAGGUGGAUGGCGCAGAGAAGCUGGUGGGUUGCUAUGACAACCGAGGCAGCUUUGGAGAGCUGGCACUGAUGUACAACACCCCCAGGGCAGCCACAAUAAUCGCCACCUCGCCUGGAGCCCUUUGGUGCCUAGAUCGUCUGACAUUCAGGAGGAUCAUCGUGAAGAACAAUGCCAAGAAGAGGAAGAUGUAUGAAGCGUUCAUUGAAACACUACCACUGCUUACGUCAUUAGAGCUCUCAGAAAGAAUGAAGGUGGUAGACGUAUUAUCCAGCAAGGUGUACAAUGAUACACAGCAGAUCAUUGCUCAGGGUGAUUUAGCAGAUUGCUUCUAUAUUGUUGAGUCCGGCCAAGUAAGAAUCACCAUGAGAAGAAGCAGGACGAAAAAAGAUCAGGAGGAUGAGGAGAUGGAUAUCGCCACAUGCACAAGGGGCCAGUAUUUCGGGGAGUUGGCACUAGUGACAAACAAGCCAAGAGCUGCUUCCGCCUAUGCUGUGGGGAGCGUCAAAUGCCUGGUCUUGGAUGUCAAAGCCUUCGAGAGGUUGUUGGGCCCGUGCAUGGACAUCAUGAAAAGAAACAUAGCGAACUACGAGGAGCAGCUGGUGACCCUAUUUGGGAGUAGCACUGAGAUUGAGCAACAAAGUGCAUGAGAAGGCUCCAAUGGACCAUGGAAACAAAUUUUCUCAUAAUCACUUUAACAGCUUUUCUUACAAGAAAUGUGAAUAUUCAUUCCAACAUUUGUGUGUCCAACAAACAAGUCAGAUCCCCAGAAUGAAAAAUGGUUGAUGUUGAAGGCUGCCACAAUGC